Thamnophis elegans (Western terrestrial garter snake) is the source of this 1348-nucleotide messenger RNA. It is a transcript of the gene INTS3, whose product is annotated as integrator complex subunit 3. The record is from RefSeq and is a predicted model, not a curated record. Gene Ontology annotation, cellular component: cytoplasm. Lineage: Eukaryota; Metazoa; Chordata; Lepidosauria; Squamata; Natricidae.
CAGCUGGGGGGGCUGCAGGAGGAGGAGGAGGAGGAGGAGGAGGGAAACUGAUGAUCUACACCAGCCUGGAUGCCAAGGAUGAGAUGGAAGAGAAGCUGGAAAGAUGCAUGGGAACGGUGACCUCCCUGACUGGUGGGCUCUCGGAGAGGGAAGCCAACGACGCCUUGACGCCCACGUGUGCAAAGGAGCCCCCCAGCACGAGGAAGUCUGCCUGGGUCUUUUCACCAUGAUCCUGAUCGAGCCCGCUCAAGCCCAGAAGUGUUACCGAGACCUCGCCCUGGUGAGCCGAGACGGGUUAAGCUCCACAUUGACCAAGAUGAACCAGAUCCUCAUGGAAUACCUCAAGUUGCAAGACACCAGUCGCACCCAGCUGCUUUGGCUGCUGCGCGAGAUGGUGAGGAAUGGCGUUCUAGGCAUCGAUGGGAUUUGCAUGACGUUCAUGAAACAGAUUGCAGGAGGAGAUGUCACCGCCAAGAACAUGCUGGCCGAAAGCAUCCUCGACAUACUGACGGAACAGAGGGAGUGGGUGCUGAAGAGCGGGUUGCUGAUUGCCAUGUCGGUGUACACCUAUCUCCGUCUCAUCGUCGACCACCAUGGCUCCCCCUCCCUGCAGGCCCUCCGCCAAAAGGAGGUGGACUUCUGCGUUUGGCUGCUCCGAGACCGGUUCAUGGAUUGCUUCAUGGUCGGCCGAGAUCUCGUGCGGCUCCUGCAAAGCGGCCGGAUUCCGGAGUUCGAGCACCUUUGGAAGGACAUCACUAACCCCCAGGCCCUGAGUCCCCAGUUCACAGGGAUGUUGCAGCUUCUGCAGUCAAGGACGUCCCGGAAAUUUCUGGCAUGUCGCCUGACCCCCGAUAUGGAGACCAAGCUGCUUUUCAUGACCUCACGGGUUCGUUUGGGUCAGCAGAAACGGUACCAAGACUGGUUCCAGCGCCAAUAUCUCUCUACGCCGGAUAGCCAGUCCUUGCGUUGCGACCUCAUCCGUUACAUCUGCGGGGUGGUCCACCCGUCCAACGAGGUGCUCAGCUCCGACAUCCUCCCGCGCUGGGCCAUCAUCGGCUGGCUGCUCACCACCUGCACGUCUAACGUGGCCGCUUACGCAAGCUUGCCCUGUUUAAACGACUGGCUGUUCUUCAACCCCGAUAAGGACAGCAUCAUGAAUAUCGAGCCCGCCAUCUUCGUCAUGUACCAUUCGAUGAAACCACAUCCAGCGAUCACAGCUACCCUGCUGGACUUCAUGUGUCGGAUCAUCCCGAAUUUUUAUCCCGCUCUGGAGGCUCACGUCCGUCAAGGUGUCUUCAACUCCCUCACCCACAUCGUCGAGAAGCGAGUCUUGGCGUAAGACCCUUGG